UUCACCUGGGAGCUCGCGGUCAGAAAAGGACACGUUCUCGAGGCUCACCACGGGGCGGUACGCCAUCAUCGCCAUCCAAGCUACGACGGUGCCCCAGUGAGAUACGUCGGUGUUGUCUGCACAAUUUUCGGGCGAAGGAGCGCGUUUGGCUGGAACACUACCGUGGGCUGGGUCUUCACCGCGGUAUGCAUCGGCUGGGCAACGGGGAUACCCAUGCUGCUGAUGGGCAAAGUCGGAAGGGAAGGCGAGGUUCUCAGGCAGGAGUUUGGGGCACAGUGGGAGGCGUAUGCAAAGCGGGUACCAGACAAGCUGUGUCCCUUCAUUUUCUAA
Phanerochaete carnosa HHB-10118-sp is the source of this 330-nucleotide messenger RNA. RefSeq lists its product as uncharacterized. The annotation marks the transcript as partial. The transcript has a single exon. The record is from RefSeq and is a predicted model, not a curated record. NCBI's taxonomy places the organism in Eukaryota, Fungi, Basidiomycota, Agaricomycetes, Polyporales, Phanerochaetaceae.